AUGUCUAACUCUGAGUUCAUGAAGAAUGGAAGCCUGUCCCUCUGCACUGAAUUCACAUUGGUGGCUUUUUCUUCUCUAGCAGAGCUGCAGCUUGUCCUCUUUUGUGUUUUCUUGGUUAUCUACUUGUUUACAUUAGGAGGAAACCUCACCAUCAUCUGUGUGAUCUGGACCACCCCUUCCCUACACACUCCCAUGUACUUCUUCCUGGUCAACCUCUCCUUUCUGGAGAUGUGCUAUAUCAGCAGUGUGGUGCCUCAGAUGCUGGUGCACCUGCUAGUGCAACUCAAGACCAUAAGUGUGGGAGGCUGUGCAGCUCAGAUGUAUGUGUUCACCAUCCUGGGGCUGACAGAAUGCUGCCUUCUGGCAACCAUGGCUUAUGAUCGCUUUGUGGCUAUUUGUUACCCACUGCAUUACACUUUGUGGAUGGGCCCUUCUGUCUGUUUGAAGUUGGCCGCGGCAUCUUGGAUGACUGGAAUCCUGGUAGAAUCAGCCCAGACCACCUGGAUUUUCACUCUGCCCUUUUGUGGAGCAGGAACAAUUCAGCACUUUUUUUGUGACAUCAUGCCUGUGGUAAAAUUAGCUUGUGUGGAUACUUCCCAGAAUGAAAUUGUGCUAUUUAUUAUUUCUCUUAUCUUCAUUAUGAGUCCCUGUCUCUUCAUUCUGUGCUCCUAUGUCCGCAUUAUUUUAACCAUCUUGAAAAUGCCCUCAGCAUCAGGUAGACACAAAGCUUUCUCCACCUGUUCUUCUCAUAUCCUGGUUGUUUCUCUUUUCUAUGGCACUGCCUUGUUCACUUAUCUCCAACCCAAGAGUUCACACACCCCAGACACAGACAAGGCUACUGCUCUCAUGUACACUGUGGUCACCCCUGCUCUGAAUCCUGUUAUCUACACUUUGAGAAACAAGGAAGUGAAAGAAGCUUUUCGAAAGGUAACACAGAGGAAAUUUCGUAGACAAAUAGACUAG
Arvicanthis niloticus (Nile rat) is the source of this 963-nucleotide messenger RNA. NCBI's taxonomy places the organism in Eukaryota, Metazoa, Chordata, Mammalia, Rodentia, Muridae. The record is from RefSeq and is a predicted model, not a curated record.